GCCUACCAAGAAACAAGUGGACAAACAGUGAUGUCUGCCACAUUGCUUCAUAACUGCAGUUGGUCUGCAGUUUCCUAAAGAGAAGAGCCAGUAGAGAUCCAAUAGUUGGACAAAAGGUGCUAAAAACUCUAUUUAGUGACCUGUUGCCUUUCCGUUCUAGUGUACAAAAUGACCAGGCACAUGUGGUUCUCAUUACCUUAUGCUUCCAAGCCAUUCAGAAGGACUGAUGUGGUAAACUCAUCUGCGCUUUUUUCUGCCCUGUAUGGCUUCCCCAAUAUCUCAUCCUUCUUCAAUGGGGAUUUAAACAUUGAUGACAUGGGAGAUUUUGAGAACAGCACAAAAUAUGAAGCAGAGUCACAAAGCUCCACUGUUAAAGCUUUCCUAAUAGUCGCCUACUCAGUAAUCAUUAUCAUCUCACUGUUUGGGAAUAUUCUGGUGUGUCAUGUUAUCAUCAAGAACAAGAGGAUACAGUCAGCCACCAGCCUUUUUAUCGUAAAUCUUGCUGUGGCAGAUAUCAUGAUCACCCUCCUUAACACCCCCUUCACCUUGGUUCGCUUUGUGAGCAGCACAUGGGUCUUUGGGAAAUUAAUGUGCCACUUGAGCCGUUUCGUCCAAUAUUGCUCCGUUCAUGUGUCUGUGCUGACACUCACAGCUAUUGCACUAGACAGACACCAGGUCAUCAUGCACCCACUGAAGCCUAGGAUGUCUACGGUAAAAGGCAUCAUCUGCAUUAUCGUCAUCUGGUUCAUGGCCAGUGGAUUCUCAUUGCCCCAUGCCGUCUAUCAGAAGCUGGAACAGUUUUACAUUGGAAACACUGUGCGAAUGGUCUGUCUUCCCAGUUUCCCAUAUCCAGCUGAUCUUUUCUGGAAGUAUCUUGAUUUGGCUACUUUUGUACUCCUAUAUGUUUUACCAUUAAUUGUUAUUUCCAUCACUUACACAACGGUGGCAAAGAAGCUAUGGUUAAGAAAUGCCAUAGGGGAUAUUACCAUGGAACAAUAUUAUGCUCAUCGGCGGAAAAAAAAGAUGACGCUGAAGAUGUUGAUGGUUGUGGUGGUGGUUUUUGCAGUCUGUUGGUUUCCAUUAAACUGCUACUUGGUUCUGAUGUCCAGCAAAGUUAUCAGCAGCAACAAUGCCAUGUACUUUGCUUUUCAUUGGUUUGCUAUGAGCAGCACCUGUUACAACCCAUUUAUCUACUGUUGGCUGAAUGAGAGCUUCCGCUCAGAGCUCAAAGCCCUGCUGUGCGUAUGUAGAAGGAGAACCCCGGCACAGAGCCAUGCUUUGCAAUCUGUCUCCCCCCCAUUUCGACAUGCAUGGACCGAAAACUGUAACUUUAAGCAAGGUAACAGCUCUCAGACUGCUGGUUCUGCCAGUAAUGUUAACUCAGGGAGGACUGAUAUCUCCAGCGUGGAGCCUAUUGUUACAGCUAGCUAAAGGGGCUGUGUGAUGCAAACUAAAAUCACUUUGAUACCUCUUGAUCACAGUUUAGAGCUGAUUCUUAUGGUAUCAAAUAAAGAUUA
Molecule: messenger RNA, 1517 nt
Organism: Spea bombifrons (plains spadefoot toad)
Lineage: Eukaryota; Metazoa; Chordata; Amphibia; Anura; Pelobatidae
Product: G-protein coupled receptor 83-like
Exons: 4
Coding region: 169-1431 (420 amino acids)
Biological process (GO): neuropeptide signaling pathway
Cellular component (GO): membrane
Molecular function (GO): neuropeptide Y receptor activity
Source: RefSeq, a predicted model, not a curated record